CUGGUCGGGCCCCACCCCGCGAUGAUGACUAAAGAGACUCUAUCUCGGGCUUUAUUUUGACACCGAGGGAUCUCGGACAGUAUGAGGCUUUUGUAUAGACACACCUAGCAGUUUUAUCUUAGCUUUCGUAUUAUUGAGAGAAUGAUUAUCGUGGAAGGGCAUAGUUCUUCGCCUUUCUGGCUGGUAUUUAGACUUCCUUUUCUGUGAUCUAUGUUUUUGACUGUGCAUACAGUACUCCUCCCAUCUCCUCUCCGAAACAAUAGACCCUCUAUGGUGUUGACCUGAUUUCCUGACCAAGUUGCAUAUUCGUCGCGCUGGCCUCUUGAGAAAUGGCCGAUAUACAGUUCAGAAAGAGUCCUCAGUCAGGGCCUAGUGCCAAUGGACAAAUGUACUCGCGUAGUUGUCAGAUGUGCAACCGGAGGAAGGUCCGAUGUAGCAGAAGCCAGCCAUGUACUAAUUGUGUUAAGUCCAAAACGGAUUGUGUCUUCCCCGGCCCAGGUCGUGCGCCUCGGAGAAAGAAAAGACCCUUGAAGGCCGAGCUUGUGGCCCGCUUGGACAAGUUAGAGGAGAAGAUCAAAGGGCUUACGGGGGAGCUAAAUGUUGCACAAACCCAGCUCCUCCAAAGAGACGCUUCUGCAAUAGGUCCUUCCGCUGCAGAAGAGUCUCCUAAGAAAAAGGAGCGUCCAAUUGGGACGCAUCAACCCCAGGAACAUUAUCGACGGUGCUCGGUCGGUCCCUCGGAGAACGAAAAGGGGAGGCUGGUUGUGGACAGAAAGUUCAGUCGGUAUAUCACCCAUGAAGCAUUAGUUAGCCUGGGCGAUCAGAUCAAAGAGCUUCAGGAUCUCGUUGGAUCACCCAACAACCGUUCGGAAGACUCUGAUGAAUGUGGUGAUUUGGGAAAAGAGUAUAUGCAUAAUGAUACUUUUUUCCUCUUUGGCUAUUCGUGCUUCGCAGACUCUCUUUGCGAUUUCCAUCCUAGCAUAGCACAAAGUCAGCUCCUAUGGGAGAUCUACCAACAGAAUGUGGCGCCGGUGAUUAUGAUCUUCCACAAGCCUACUCUUGAGACGCUCAUACGCAAGGCGUCCACUAAGCCUGACAUCCUAGACAGGACUUCUGAAGCGGUUAUUUUUGCAGUCUAUUUCGCCUCAGUUGCCAGCAUGGGUCCCGAAGAACGUCAGCGUUCCUUGGGCGAAGAUCACCAGUCAGCCCUUCAACGCUAUCGCUUUGCCACUCAGCAAGCAUUGGCGAGGGCUGGCUUUCUUCAAUCCCGUAACCUGCCUCUGUUACAGGCAUCUGUCCUCUUUUUGACAUGUCUUCGCCAACCAGGAGAUGCCGAAUUUGUAUGGACCAUGACUGCUGCAAUAUAUCGGAUGGCUCAGGGGCUCGGGUUGCAUCGUGACGGGAGUGCUUUUGGGUUGAACCCCUUCGAAACAGAAAUACGUCGGCGACUCUGGUGGCACAUCUACUUACUGGAUUGGCAGACGGCUGAGUAUCAUGCCAUCGGAAGUCAGAUCAAAGAAGGUAGCUACGAUACCAAGUUACCAUUGAAUAUCAAUGACUCGGAUCUAUCACCUGAGACUAUGGAAAUGCCAGAGGAGCACAAUGGAUUUACGGAGAUGACAUUUUGCCUACUACGAUGUGAGAUGACUGUCGCCCAUUGCCGCCUGCCGCAUGUCACAUCCGCCAAGGGGCCCGUCAUGCUAGCAUUAGAGGAGCAUAUAUACGAAUUGGCAAAGAUCCAAGUCCAUUUGCAGGAAAAGUAUCUCCGCUUCUGCGAACUAUCAGUACCAAUUCAGUGGGUAACAGACACCGUCGUCCGGAUGGUUUUCGCGCGCUCAUGGUUGGUUGCUCAUUUUUCCCAAUGGAUCUCCAACGAAAUCCCUCUCGAUUCCUCCGUACGAGAACAGAUGUUCCAGACAGCCAUUGAAGUGGUAGAGUUGGCUUAUCUUCUCGAAACCGAUGACAGGACCGUGAAAUGGUCUUGGUUCUUCGAGGCCUAUAUGCAGUGGCAUGCUGCGGCCUUCAUCCUGGCUGAGCUAUGUGAUCGACAAUGCUCUCCAGAGGCCCAUCGAGCAUGGAGUGUAGUGGACAGAGCCAUACGCCGGUGGUCACAGAAGGACUUCCAAAAAGGCGUCAUGAUAUUGAAGCCUAUUUCCCGGCUUAUGGAGCGGGCAUCUGUAAUUCACGGCUGCUGCGAGCCUAACACACCAGACGUGCUUGGGGCAAGUAUCCAGCCCCUAGGGUCAUUUAAGGUAUCUUCUCAUGAUUGUAUUCCGAACGAUAAUGAGCCCGGUCCAUGCAUGGUUUCUUUAGAGGGUGACGAGAUCCCGUCACCAAUGGAUCUAUUCCAGGAUAUCUUAUUUAGAGACAUACUUUAGCAUCAUAUUGUCUCUCGUUGUCGAUGUGGACCCCAAAAAAGGAUAUAACAGAAACUAGAAAUGGGGUUUUCAUCAUUUUCUAAUCUUUUAAUGUCGCAUUUUCGCAUCACCAUGUUCCGGGAGACAAUUAUUUAUAGCUUCAGUUACUCAAAUCGUUCUAAGACGAGGGCAAGGGCUCAGCUUCAUAUUGCUGUUUGUCAAGAGGCAUGUAAACAAGGAUGCCAGUUGUCUUCAAUAUCAACCAGAUAUCCCUCGGCUAGUACCAUCGGGACGACGAUCGUACUGGAUUAUAAAGUUCGCCCUUCGGCAUCCAA
This is a messenger RNA of Paecilomyces variotii, 2692 nucleotides long. RefSeq names its product C6 transcription factor. Gene Ontology annotation, molecular function: DNA-binding transcription factor activity, RNA polymerase II-specific; zinc ion binding; DNA binding. The coding region runs from base 330 to 2378 and encodes 682 amino acids. The record is from RefSeq and is a predicted model, not a curated record. Gene Ontology annotation, biological process: DNA-templated transcription; regulation of DNA-templated transcription. The transcript is spliced from 2 exons. Lineage: Eukaryota; Fungi; Ascomycota; Eurotiomycetes; Eurotiales; Thermoascaceae.